Messenger RNA from Coprinopsis cinerea okayama7#130, 1176 nucleotides. RefSeq lists its product as hypothetical. The transcript has 3 exons. Lineage: Eukaryota; Fungi; Basidiomycota; Agaricomycetes; Agaricales; Psathyrellaceae. The coding region runs from base 1 to 1176 and encodes 391 amino acids. The record is from RefSeq and is a predicted model, not a curated record.
AUGGCGGCGCUACCCAGUCCCCCUUUACCUACCCGAGCACCGCCCUCCUCGUGGGUCUCUGGAACCCAUCUACCGCCCUUUCCCAGUCCCCCUUCACCUACCCGAGCACCGCCGCCCUCCUCGUGCGGCUCCGCUACCCACCUAGCGCCCUUUCUCAGUCACCCUCUCUCUACCCAAACACCGCCCUCCUCGCUGGUCUCUGUAACUCACCAACCGACCUUCGCGAUCCCUCCACUUUUCUUGACCCAAACACCGCCCCCCUCGCGGGUCUCUGCAACCCAUCAACCGACCUUCGCGAUCCCUCCAUUACCGAGCAGCGCGCGCGCGGCUACUCAGUCUCCUUCGCUGCCAAUCGCGCCUAGCCCAAGGAGUGCACCAAGUCUUAGCCCCGCGCCAGCCCGCGAUCUCCAGCCUAGCGGCCCGCGGCAGCCUAGUGUUGUUCACACUAUCAGGGAAGGUGGCCCCGAAGUGAAGACUCACUUUGCUCGGCGCCCAAAUUACUCUUCUUCUUCUGAGUCAACUCCGUACCAAAAGCCAUCUUUCCGAGGGCUAUCGCCCUUUUUGGAGAGAAGCGAUCCCUUCAUUGCCUUCCGAGACGAGUUCCUCAAGAACCCCCAGGGGUACCUGGUUGAGAAGAUUACUGAAACUUCAGCAACCCCCAAUCCACCUGGAAUCGUCGCUAGGAACAAGGAGGGCUAUACGGACGUGGUCGAAGGGUUAGGUAUCCAGGUUUUCCGCUUCUCUUUGAACGAGCCGGACAAACUCCAAAUUGUCGAAAUCCCCUACAAUUUCGUGCCCGCCUUCCGCGGUUUCAAAGAAAGCCCCAAGGCGGAGAUUCACUCCGUCUACUUCGUUAUCAGCAGCCCGUUCCACUUCAGUAUGGACACUCCAUGUGUAUGGGACUACAUAUCGGGUGGCCAACCCGUCCAGCAAAGGCAUCCGAUAUGCCAAAAGGACUGGAAGUACGUACCGAAGGGAAAGGAUGAGAAGAGGCCAGGAGCGUUUCAGUCUCGAAAUAAGUAUCGAUUCAAUCCUGUGUUCCUUUCGCUUUCUGAUGAGGAGAUGAGAAAUCCCAUUAGGCAGACCAUCUACUACUGGGACUAUGGGGCGCAGCCGGAAGUACUUUCUUCAGUAGUUAUCGAGUACAGGUUUGUCAGCAAUCCGUCUAAGCAAUAG